AUGAACGCAGAACCGAAUUAUGCACUCGCCUUUGGCCACUACAUCAGUCCAACAACCACGGUCCCAAAAAAAGGAAUAACUGUCAACAUAAAACGUGAACGUACGAAUCAAACAUGUGUUUCCAUUUUUAUGGGAUUAUUGACCACCACUCUUGGAUAUCUCACCGACACAACCACUGAUGUCAUGGAACACAUGCUAACAUAUCAUGACAUUACCUUAUCCGCCGCGAUAAACAUCGUAGAGCGUACUAACGAGUACGUUCACGCUAUUGUCUCUAAUCUAACCGAACACCAAGAUACAGACUUCGACGUGGUAGUGAAUAUAACAGAUUACAGCCCUGAGUCCAUCCACAGACUUGACGUUGACAUAGCUACUAUCAACCGCGAGAUGACCGUCAGGGAUGCAACAUCCGAUGAAGAAGAUGAUCUCUGCACCAUCUGCUUUGAACAAUUUGGGAAAAACGGUACUGUCAACACGCUAGACUGCGACCAUGUCUUCCAUCACAAAUGCAUUGUAUCCUGGAUUCGCAUGAGAUUAACGUGUCCAACUUGCCGUGUUGCAGUUAGAUAA
This is a messenger RNA of Eruca vesicaria subsp. sativa (arugula), 570 nucleotides long. The record is from the annotation of a GenBank genome assembly. Lineage: Eukaryota; Viridiplantae; Streptophyta; Magnoliopsida; Brassicales; Brassicaceae.